Messenger RNA from Castor canadensis (American beaver), 1565 nucleotides. The record is from RefSeq and is a predicted model, not a curated record. NCBI's taxonomy places the organism in Eukaryota, Metazoa, Chordata, Mammalia, Rodentia, Castoridae.
GAAAAAUCAUUUGGCAUCUGAUAAAGUAGAUGAUGAGCUGACUGCCCUGCGGCUAGAGGACGUAGAAGAUGAAUUGAUGAGGGAAGAAGUCAUCUUGUCCCCAGGCCCAUCAAUGCUCAGAUUGCAAGUAACAUCAAAGCCAGUUGACCUCCUGGUAGCAAAGGAAGUCAAGAUCCUUCUGUUUGGUUCUACUUUUUGCUGCUUCAAUGAAGAGUGGAAGCUUCAGAGUUUUUCCUUUAGUGACACUGCCUCAUUAAAAUAUGGCAUUGUGCAGAAGAAGGGUGGUCCCUGUGGGGUGUUGGCAGCUGUCCAAGGCUGUGUGCUGCAGAAACUCCUGUUUGAAGGGGAGAUUGGAGCUGACUGCCCUCAGCGGCUGCAGCCUUCAGAGGCCCAGAGGACACACUGUCUCACCCUGGCCAUCGCAGACAUCUUGUGGCGGGCUGGGGGCCACAAGCGAGCCGUGGUUACACUGGCUUCGGGAACACAGCAGUUCAGUCCAACAGGGAAAUACAAAGCAGAUGGAGUCUUAGAAACACUCAUGCUUCACAGUUUGACCUGCUUUGAGGAUCUGGUGACUUUUCUCCAACAUAGUGUUCAACAGUUUGAAGCAGGCCCAUACGGCUGCAUCCUGCUUACCCUGUCUGCCAUCCUGUCCAGGUCCCCAAAGCUUGUCAGUCAGGACUUUGAUGUCCCCACCAGCCACUUGAUUGGAGCACAUGGAUACUGCACACAGGAACUUGUCAAUCUGCUCCUGACCGGCAGGGCUGUGUCUAAUGUUUUCAACGACAUUGUAGAGCUGGACUCUGGGGAUGGGAACAUCACGCUUCUCCGAGGCAUUGCUGCACGCAGCGACAUUGGCUUCUUAUCUCUCUUUGAGCACUACAACGUGUGCCAGGUCGGCUGCUUCCUGAAGACCCCAAGGUUCCCCAUCUGGGUGGUGUGCAGCGAGAGCCACUUCAGCAUCCUCUUCAGCCUACAGCCAGAGCUCCUGUCUGACUGGAGAGCUGAGCGGCUCUUUGACCUGUAUUACUAUGAUGGCCUGGCCAACCAGCAGGAGCAGAUCCGGCUAACUGUUGAUACCACCCAGACCAUCCCUGAGGACAACCAUAAUGACCUUGUACCUCCCCUGGAUCUCUGCAUCAGAACCAAGUGGAAGGGAGCUUCUGUGAACUGGAAUGGCUCAGACCCCAUCCUGUGACCCUUUGAUUCAGCUAAGCUCUGGCUCCACUGCUCAUCACUGGGGUGACCCCUGAACCCCAGGCCUCCGGGACAAGACUCUGAGAAGAGUCACCCCUACCUGGGUCAAUAUGGCCACAGAAGCAUACAGAGCCUCCCUGCCCCUUCUGUGAAGGGCCUACCCAGGACCGUGGGUGCCCAAUGUGCUGCUGAGGUUCCCACCUAGCUGAGCUGUGACUGCCAAAGACAGGAAGAAGGCCACGAGGGACUCAGCUGCCUUCUGUCUGCAUCCCUCCCUUGCUCCCCCUGGGUCGUCCACUCACCAAGACCUCCGAUGUGGUUGGCUUUGGGGACCCAGGCACUUGUUAUUCGUCUUUCUAUAAAGCAAG